AUGUGUGGCUUGCUACUGCUCAAGGUGGUCGGUCAGCUGGUGAUCUUCUUGGUUUACCUAACUCAUAGAUGGGCGGAGGCAGUAGAGUCCAAGGGGGAGGCAUUGGCCGUUAGUUUGGACAUUGCGAAGGCCUUCGAUCGGGUUUGGCACAAAGCGCUUCUUUCGAAGCUCCCUUCCUAUGGGCUUCCCGAGAAAUUGUGCGAUUGGAUCACCAGCUUUCUUGCAGAUCGGAGCAUCAAGGUCGUUGUAGACGGUGCAAGCUCCGAUUGCAAGCCUAUUAAUGCUGGGGUUCCACAAGGCUGCGUGCUAUCGCCAACGCUGUUUCUUCUGCAUAUCAAUAAUAUGUUGCAAACCCGUAACAUUCAUUGCUAUGCGGAUGACAACACUGGUGAUGCUCUUUACACCGGCCGAGACAAUAUUUCUCGGGAAAACGUCUCCGAAUGCCGGAACAAACUUGUGUCUGAAGUCGAGUCUUUGCUGAACAGAGUCUCAGAUUGGGGGCGACUAAAUCUAGUCCAGUUUAACCCCCAGAAGACACAAGUUUGCACGUUAACCGCUAAAAAGAACCCCUUUGUCGUAUCUCCUCAGUUUCAAGGCACUCCCCUUGUUGCCUCAGCCAGUAUCGGAAUCCUCGGCGUUGACAUAUCGAGUGACGUGCAGUUUCAUGGUCACUUGGAAGAGAAAGCCAAAUUGGCCUCUAAAAAGCAUGGCGUGCUCAGCAGAGCGGGACAGUAUUUCAUGCCGGCACACCGCCUGCGACUUUACAAGGCGCAGGUUCGGCCGCACAUGGAAUACUGUUCCCAUCUCUGGGCUGGGGCUCCCCAGUACCAGCUCCUUCCACUUUACCGCAUCCAACGCAGAGCGGCUCGAAUCAUCGACGACCGAGUGCUUUCCGAUCGGCUCGAUUCACUGGCACUGCGAAGAGAUGUUGCAUCUCUUUGCAUUUUAUUUCGCAUAUACCAUGGAGAGUGCUCUGAGGAAUUGUUCGGAUUAAUCCCAGCCGCCAAAUUUCGUGAACGCACUACGCGGCAAACGUCCCGAUACUAUCCACACCAUCUGGAUGCUUGGUGGUCCACCACAGUACGUUUCAAAAGGAGUUUUCUUCCGCGUACAACCUCUCUGUGGAAUAGUUUACCACCGGCGAUUUUUCCGGACCGAUACGACCUGGGGACCUUCAAGAAAAGAGCUUACUCCUUUCUAAAGGGCCGGCAACGCACCUGCAAUUCCCCUGGUGUUGCGGUUGAUCAUGGGCGGCGGUAG
Parnassius apollo (apollo) is the source of this 1260-nucleotide messenger RNA. NCBI's taxonomy places the organism in Eukaryota, Metazoa, Arthropoda, Insecta, Lepidoptera, Papilionidae. The record is from the annotation of a GenBank genome assembly.